CCCUGCUGGUGCCCUGCCAUCCCCCAGCAGCCGCCGCGAUGGCAGGAGGACGGGAGAGAGUCGCUCACUUGCUAAGGCAGCUGCAGCGCGCAGCAUGCCAGUGUCCCGCUCAUUCCCACACUUACUCUCAAGCUCCUGAACAUGCUGCUUUGAGGAGAACAGACUAUGCUUUUGAGAUGGCUGUGUCAAAUAUCAGAUAUGGAGAAGGUGUUACUAAAGAAGUAGGCAUGGACCUGCAGAAUCUGGGUGCUAGAAAAGUUUGUGUGAUGACAGAUAAGAACCUCUGCCAGCUCCCUCCAGUAAAAGCAGUAUUGAAUUCCUUGACAAAAAAUAGAAUCACUUUUCAAAUGUAUGAUGAUGUCCGAGUGGAGCCAACGGAUCAGAGUUUCAUAGAUGCCAUCACAUUUGCUAAAAAGGGGGAGUUUGAUGCCUAUGUUGCUGUGGGCGGUGGUUCUGUAAUAGACACUUGUAAAGCUGCCAACCUGUAUUCAUCCAGUCCUGAAUCGGAUUUCUUAGAUUACGUCAAUGCUCCCAUUGGAAAAGGAAAGUCUGUUACUGUGCCUCUCAAGCCAUUCAUUGCAGUUCCCACAACAGCUGGAACUGGAAGUGAAACCACUGGCAUUGCCAUUUUUGAUUACAAAGAACUAAAAGUAAAAACUGGCAUUGCUUCUAGAGCCAUUAAGCCCACAUUGGGUAUGAUUGAUCCUUUGCAUACAAUCCAUAUGCCAGAGCGAGUAGUGGCCAACAGUGGCUUUGAUGUGCUUUGCCACGCACUGGAAGCGUACACUGCUCUUCCUUACAAGAUGCGCAGCCCCUGCCCUUCAAAUCCAAUCAACCGGCCUGCUUACCAAGGCAGCAACCCUAUCAGUGAUGUCUGGGCUGUCCACGCACUACGCAUUGUGGCAAAGUAUUUGAAAAGAGCUGUCAGAAUGCCAGAUGAUCAUGAAGCAAGGGCUAACAUGCACCUAGCAAGUGCUUUUGCUGGUAUCGGCUUUGGAAAUGCUGGUGUUCAUCUUUGCCAUGGAAUGUCUUACCCUAUUUCUGGCUUGGUGAAGAGUUACAGAGCAAAGGAUUAUAAUGUCGAUCAUCCUCUGGUGCCACAUGGUCUUUCUGUGGUACUCACCUCCCCCGCAGUAUUUACUUUCACAGCAGAGAUGUGCCCCGAACGGCACUUGGAGGCUGCAGAGAUACUAGGAGCUGACAUCCGCACUGCCAAAAUCAAAGAUGCUGGGCUUAUUUUGGCAGACACGCUCCGGAAAUUCUUAUUUGAUCUGAAUGUUGAUGAUGGCUUAGCUGCAAUUGGUUAUUCUAAAGCAGAUAUCCCUGCUUUAGUCAAAGGCACUCUCCCUCAGGAAAGAGUGACUAAACUAUCACCUCGUCCCCAGACCGAAGAAGAGCUAUCUGCCCUGUUUGAGGCAUCCAUGAAACUUUAUUAGUUUAAAUAUAUUGCACGUUCUUUAAUAAUAAAAACUAACAUGGUCUAAAUCAGUUCAGAUAAUGAAGGAAAAUGGAACUCUGAUGCUUGUAUUUUACUAUCCGCUGCCAAAAGGUCAGGUAAUUAAUGUUCAGUUCAAUACUAUUUUUGUGAUUUAGGGGCUGAUUGUGUAAUCAAAGGGAGUACUCAUGUAAAGGUUGUUGGCUCAGAUCUUAAGCUUUGCAAAGGACUUUCUCUUGCUUGAGAGCUGGACAAAAAAUGGAGAUAAUUUGUCAUGGACAUAUUUUUAAAAUGUUCAGGGGGUGAAUUUUAUCAUAUAUUUCAAUUUUCUAUGACUAUUUUUGUCUUUAAAAAACCAAAACUAUAAACUGUGUAGGAAAAACAGGCCACUCUUCUUCAGGCAAUAUUCUCAAACACAAAAUUUGAAUCUGCUCAAUUCAGAAGGUUCACCUUAUGAUUUUUCUACCAUCUCAUUCAAUUUGGGGCCUGAUAUAUAAAGAUGGUUAACAUCAUGGGUAAAAAAAAUAUAACUUUUUAACAAGUGGGAAAAGGUGUCACAACUUUUGUUCCACAGUAUUUAUUUUUAAAGUAGCUUGCCAGACAUUUUUGUCUUUUCAUUCAGAAUUUAUGCAUGGGAAUAAGUUUGCUUGUUCCGACAGGUUAGCUAACCGAUUACCUGUCAACUGAGAAAGCAAACUAGCAGAAGAGGGAUAAAAUUCAAAUGUAAGUAUUAAAAUCUUUUAAAACUUUCCUGGAUUUUUCACCCUCUGAGCCUCGUUAGGGUAGUGAGUUUUGUUGCCUACAUAGCAUAGCAUUUGCUGCCUCACACAACAGACUUAUACAGAGAAUACUGGAAAACAGGAAGAUUAUUUUGAAGAGAUUUUUAAAGUUAUUUCUGUUUUGUGGAGUUUUAAAUUGAAUCCAUUUACUGGUUUUCACAAAAACUCUGACUUUUAGUAUUGCUAUUUUUAUCAAUAUUUUAUCAGACUUUUACCAAAAUUUUAUUUUUACUUUUUUUUUAUGAAAAUAGCAAUUAAAAAUGUUGCAGAAAGUUUUUUCACACAAAAUAGAAAAUUUUGAUAAUGUUGGCAAAUUUGGCAGAAAGUUUUCCAAAAAAGAUCAGUUUUAAAAAAUUUCUUAAGCAAAAAAUAUCAGUCAUUAUAUUUUUUCUCUGUACUAGACAACUAGACAGGGCUUUAAUGUCAUGUCAUAGUCACAGUUUGCUUCAGCAAAUUCUGGAAGUUGGCACAUGUUUCUAUCACAGGACAGAAGAGAGAAAAGGGUUUUUUUAAUUGAAAAUUAUUUCUAUUAGGCACAGAUUUCAUUGGCAUUGUACUGCAACACCGGCAGCAGUAUAUACAAUACUCAUACUGUAUUCAUUUUAAAAACAAAUCCUGAUGUUUUUUAAAUUCUGUUCAGACACCAAUUUCAUGCAGUUACCAUAGCACAAGCUCGGUGUAGGAAAAGCAUAACAUGCUAGUUAGUUCCUUUACUCAGUUACUUUUACUCUUUGCCUCAUUAUAAUUCUGUUCUGCAGCCACCCCACAUGCAACUCUUCCACUGAAGUAGAGGAAGGAUGUCUUGUACAUUUAUGACUAUUAAUCUUGGCUCAAUAAGACUGGUGCCUUCCAACCACAUGUUAGGACCUUAUGAUGCAAAUAUAUUGGAUGUGGGGUUUUUAGGUCCCUUUAGUGCUUGUUACAAGGUUGGAUGGAUAGCGAUGGAGACAGACGGUCCUCUGUCUAUCCACUGAAUGGGUAAAGCAUGGACAGUGGUUAUACAGACAGCUCUGCCAAUAUCCCUCAGCCUAUUCUGAGAAGCUAAUUCAUUUUCCCUGUCACUCCAUAUCCAUUACCUCCUUGCUCAUUCUAGUGAAAAUGCCAGCAAGAGCCUCAAUUGUGAAAGCUGGUUUCACAAUGUGUGGAUUUUAUUUUCUAUAUUACGUUGUUAUCUCAACAAAGGUUCGCCUUGCACUUAACUUUUUUGUUGCAUCUUUUAUACAUAAUUUCUGUUCUCCCUCUCUGUGAAGUUUCAUCUUUGUGCUAUAGAAAUGGUACAGUGCACUGAGGAGACAAUAUUUGUGGGAUUCUAUCUUCUAGCCAGACAUUUUGGAAUUGGAGGGGAUGUAGCUUCUUCCAAUUGAACAGCGGAGGAGUUUGUUAGGUAUGUUAUUUCUCCUGGGUGUUUUGAUGGGUAAGAAGGAAAGUGGGUCUUUCAUUAUAUCAUGGUUCUUAUUUACCAUUUAUAUUGAUAUGCGAGUAAUUAGUAGAAUGGUUUCACUGCUAAUAGUAUUUUACACUUACAUAUAACCCCUUUAAUUGAAGGAACUCAAAGCAAUUUACUAACAUUCGUGAAUUAAGCCUCACAACACCCUGUGAGGUAAGCUAAUAUUAUUACCCCUAUUGUAUAGAUGAGGAGACUGAGGAACAGAGCAAUUAAGUGACUUGUCUAAGGUCACACAGGAAGCUUGUGACAGAGUCAGAAAUAGAACCCAAGUCUCCUGACACCUAUUACGCAUUAUCCAUAAGACCAUCCUUCUACUACUAAUUAUUAGCCAGUGCUGAAAACUAUGUGAGAAGAAUCAAGAGAGAUGAAUCCAUCUGUAGCAGGGUGGUUACCCUGCUCCUGCCCAAAAGGGCUUAAACCAGCCCUGGGAGGGAGCUGUGGCUGGAGAAAGCAGCUCUAAAAGGCUGGGCUGAUUGGGGGAAGUGGCUGGAGCU
Mauremys mutica (yellowpond turtle) is the source of this 4155-nucleotide messenger RNA. RefSeq names its product alcohol dehydrogenase iron containing 1 (gene ADHFE1). The record is from RefSeq and is a predicted model, not a curated record. The coding region runs from base 39 to 1436 and encodes 465 amino acids. Gene Ontology annotation, molecular function: metal ion binding; alcohol dehydrogenase (NAD+) activity. The transcript has 14 exons. Gene Ontology annotation, cellular component: mitochondrion. Lineage: Eukaryota; Metazoa; Chordata; Testudines; Geoemydidae.